AUGGGUCUCAGCUCCACCAAGCUGCGAAACAUCAAGAACGAAAACCCAAUCACCAUCUGGCAAAUUACGGGCGACCUGGGUGCAGGCACAUACGGCAAGGUUCACCUUGUGCGGCAUCGACAAACAGGUCAAAAGGCGGCCGCCAAGAUUGCUCAAAUUGGUGCCAGCGCUCAGCUCAGUGAUUUUUCCACCGAAGUUGACAUUUUGACCAGCUGCCGCCAUGAUAACAUCACAAACUUUAUCGACGGCUACUUCAACAAACCUGACUUGUGGAUUAUCAUUGAACUCUGUGAUGGUGGAUCCCUGGGCUCGCUCGUUGACAAGACAGAAGCCGGUUUUGAUGAAGGCUACAUUGCUCCCAUCAUGCACCAAAUGCUCAAAGCCCUCGUCUUCCUGCACGCUCAUUUUGUAAUCCAUCGCGACAUCAAUUGCGCCAAUACCCUCAUCACCCGCCACGGCACCGUCAAACUCGCCGACUUUGGCGUAUCCGCCCUCGGCAAGAGCGAAGACCAGCGCCGGCACACCUUUGUCGGCUCUCCACAUUGGAUGGCUCCAGAAGUCGUGGCCUGUGAAAAUGAUAGCUCAAACGCCUACAACUCGCGCGCCGACAUUUGGUCGUUGGGCAUCACAGCUUUGGAGCUAGCCCAACGCCGCCCGCCGCAUGCUGACCUCCACCCCAUCAAGGUGUUGUUCAAAAUUCUCUCUGGACCUAGCCCGACCCUCGACGCCAGCCGUGGCUUUAGUAGUUCGUUUCACGAUUUUGUCGCCUCGGCACUGGUGAAAAAGCCCACCGACCGCAUCACUGCUGGAGCUUUGAGCAAACACCCCUUUGUCAGCGAACAGGGCGACAAGGGCAAACUCAAGACGCUCGUCCAAUCCUUGGUGUAG
Molecule: messenger RNA, 888 nt
Organism: Monosiga brevicollis MX1
Lineage: Eukaryota; Choanoflagellata; Craspedida; Salpingoecidae
Exons: 4
Coding region: 1-888 (295 amino acids)
Biological process (GO): protein phosphorylation
Molecular function (GO): protein kinase activity; ATP binding
Source: RefSeq, a predicted model, not a curated record